CUCUUUCAGAAGGAAGAUGCUGCUAAUGAGGAAAUGGCAGAAAGGCUGUCUCUUCGGAAGCAUCGCUUCAUGCAUUUUGCGUCGUUGGAAUAUGAAGGAGAACAUUACAUGACACCAAGAGAUUUCUUGUUUUCAGUAAUGUUUGAUCAGGUUGAACGUAAAACUCCAGCCAAGAAACUCACGAAGAAGGAGGUAGAUGCCGCACUGACAAACAUCACAAAAGCUAAACCGGGACCGACCUUUUUUAGAGAACUUGGUGAUAAAGGCUUGAUCUCAUAUGCAGAGUACCUGUUUUUGCUGACAAUCCUUACAAAACCACAGACUGGAUUUAAGAUUGCUUUUAAAAUGUUGGAUGUAGAUGGCAAUGAACAAGUUGAGAAGAAAGAAUUUUUUAAGCUGCAGAGAAUCAUCGGGAAGCAAGAUGAUUUGAAAACAGAUGGAAGUGAGACAGUAUUCCAGGGAGCAGAAUCGGAGGGCUCCGAUGUUAACACCAUGCUGCUGGUGCAUUUCUUUGGCCGAGAAGGAAAGGAGAAGCUUCGCUAUUCGGAGUUUUUCAGAUUCAUGGAAAAUCUGCAAACAGAAGUGCAAGAAAUGGAAUUCAUACAGUUUUCCAAGGGCCUGAACGUCAUGAGGAAAGAAGACUUUGCGGAGUGGCUGCUCUAUUUCACGGACGAGGAAAACAAUGAAAUUUACUGGCAAAAUGUGAAAGACAGAAUUCAUGCGGGCGAGAAUAUCAGUUUGGAGGAAUUCAAGACUUUUUGCAAGUUUACAAACAACCUGGAAGACUUUUCUAUUGCCAUGAAGAUGUUUACUGUAGCUAAUCGUCCUGUUAAACGGGCUGAGUUCAAGAGGGCAGUGAAGGUGGCAACAGGACAGGAGCUCUCAGAUAAUGUUCUGGAUACCAUCUUCAAGAUCUUCGAUCUAGAUGGAGAUGAUUGCCUCAGCCACGGGGAGUUUCUUGGAGUCCUGAAGAACCGAGUUCAUCGAGGUUUGAGGGUACCGCAACAGCAAGGCAUUCAAGGGUACUGGAAAUGUGUGAAAAGAGAAAGCAUUAAAGGAGCAAAAGAAGUCUGGAAACAAACUGGGAAAAGUCCUUUCUAAAACAGUCCUUGGUGCCAUUACUAUAAACAUUGUCACUUGGGUGUUUUGUCCAUCUCGUUUUAGCUGAAUCAUAAUUACUCAUUUUUACAAGAGUUAAGCUUUAAUGAAACCRAUUUCUACAGCUCUAAUUUUAUAGUGUUCUAGUGCAAUCAGGUUGCUUUACAGAACUGUGAUCAUUUUGACCUCUGUAAGAAAUACUCAAUACUCUUGGACUCUCACCCUGCACUGUAGCAUGUGGGAUACAUGGGAUUUCAUCGUGGUCCCUGGCCUCUGACACRGCCGUAAUCUCUGCUGGUGGAAGAGCAGACAGCGUCGCAGUCAGCCACUAACGCAGCAGUUCUCUCCUGGCAAGGACAGCCUGAAACACUGGCACAAUCCAGGUGAAAUCCAUGAGCGAUCCUAAAGCAAAGAGCAAAUCUCAGGUGAAAUCCAUGAGCGAUCCUAAAUCAAAGAGCGAAUCUCACUUGUGUCCUCGUUACUGUGGACUGCAUGUGCACCAGGGCUUGGAGCCGGUGUGGUUUUGUCGGCCUUCAUAAUGAUAAGGUUAAACUGGAAAUACAAAACUGUUUAUACAGGCUUUAAAAGUUAUGCRUGGAUCUAGGAAUGUGCAUAGAGUUGUUCAGACUUCUUCAACAAAUAGAAUAAAUUAAAAAUGAAAUUCCUUAUUCUGUCAUAAACAGUAGAAGAUACSAUUUUAGAUAGAACUGUUUUGCUUUAAUUGUAUUGCUAAUCAAAUAGCUACUUUACCUUAAUAAAGGUGUGACAGGGAAAGCUGCAGUAUCUAUCUCAGGAACUCAAGGCUGUACYAGAAGUGUUGAGGGUGGGGGAGAAUAGGGCCAGGGAAAAAAGUUAAUAAAAAUAAUGGUUUUUACUCCAAAAUACAAAUAAUUACACAUYAGACUUUAAGCAGUAAACCAAGAAACAGAUCAAAAAUAGCAAUCAGUAAUUAUAGAUGAACGUUUUUCAGCUAUAAUAUGGUGUGUUUCUAUGUGUACACAGRCAGGCAUGUUGUCUUUUCUUAAGGCGUUAGCCACUGACAUCUCUAGGAUCAGGUCAGUCUUCCUGAAAAUACAGGAGAUGACUAAUAUAUAAAGAUCUUGAGGCUCUUUGUAGUUCCCCUUCCCAUUUUUCUGAUCUGUCUAGGCUAGAGUGAAAGCUUAACCUCUCAAAACACCCCUUUUUUUUUUUUUUAUUUUUGAUACCAGACUCAAAAGAUCAAUUGAAGAAAUGGGGAAAUGUUUMAAAAAAUAACCAACCAAAAGCUCUCACCACCCUGAAGGAAUAUGCAUGACAUUAAGCCUGUUAUUCUCAAAGUUGUUUUGUUGUAAUUUGUUUUUUGAUGCAGAUGAGGGGGGCUUUAAGAGGAGGGGAACUUCCCAUGAUAUGCAAAUAUCCUAACAACCCUCAGGUGGAAGACAGGAGGGGCUGCAUUAGGAAGCCAUGAGGACCCUCUCUAAAGAGCAUGGAGGUUACCAGUAAUAGAUUUGCUAUGUCAGUAGUCCUUAGGCCAGCCUGUAAUGAGGUGAAAUCUUCACAGGCUUCAGGGCGGUGUCCUCAGCCAAGGCAGUGUCUUAGCAAGGCAGCAGAGCAGCAGGGUGGCCUGGCUGCUGCUGCUGCUGCUCCCACCAGGGCCUUCUCUUGCAGCUUGAAGGCAAAUCGUGCUGAAGGGCAAGUGCUUGAGCUCUUGUCUGUGGGCAUCACCUCAGCCCUGUCUAGAAAACCUUGUAGCAGUAACCACCAAUGAUGCCUUUAUUUUCCCCAAGGAACUGUCAGAAUGAAAUAAAAUGCAGCACAAGCCUCUCCCCUCAGGGAAUAGUUGUGUGGAGAUGGCUGCAUUUGGGAAUUGCCCUGAGUUAUGAUGAUGGGCUCCAUCAGUAGCAGGUGGCUCAUGGGUGCGAGGUGAGGACUGGCAGGAAAACACCACAGCAAAAUUCACAUCACCAAACAAUAACAGAGGACACCAGCAAGCAAGACRCUUGGGCAUCGCCCAGUGAGUGUGUUCAACCAGCAUGUGCUUCUCGUCUUCUCUGGCUUUAAAGCAAGGGUCCCUUUUACUUAUUGCUGUUCAUAUUUUGGAAAAUUGUUUUUACUUUGGAAUGGAAAAUAACAGCUAACAUAUCAUUCUGUGAAUUGUUGCUUGGUUUUGCUUUUUGGUUUCUUUUGUUUAUCAGCGACUUGCUCCCUACAAGUUGAUUAGUUUUCUUUUGGAAAAAUCAAUUAAUCGGGGUCUGAUGUAUUGGGAAGUUUAAUUAGUCUCAUUGUUCAUUUGUGUCUGGGUUUGUGCAAUCAGCRAUGUCUGGUUUUGUCAGGCAGUUACCAAAAAUGUGAUUUCAAGUUUUAUUCCUAAGCAAGAGGUUUUGUGUUGAGUUCACAGGAAAAAAGGAACAGUCACACUUACUUUAAAAUGAACGUUGUAUCUGUAGUAAAAUAAAUAAUGGAAUGACUGGUUGG
Nothoprocta perdicaria is the source of this 3552-nucleotide messenger RNA. It is a transcript of the gene MICU2, whose product is annotated as mitochondrial calcium uptake 2. Lineage: Eukaryota; Metazoa; Chordata; Aves; Tinamiformes; Tinamidae. Gene Ontology annotation, biological process: calcium import into the mitochondrion; mitochondrial calcium ion homeostasis. The transcript has 11 exons. Bases 34 to 1101 code for a protein of 355 amino acids. Gene Ontology annotation, cellular component: uniplex complex. The record is from RefSeq and is a predicted model, not a curated record. Gene Ontology annotation, molecular function: calcium ion binding.